AUGCCGGCUCUCCCUCUUCAUCUCUCUCACUGGUUCAUGCACGACGCAGAGAAGCAGGAAGUGGAAGAUAGAGCAACGGCGGCGGAGGUGAAAGGCAGCGGUGGUGCUGAGGUUUGUGCUAACUGUGUGCAUGCUUACUCCACGAGCACUGGUUUUGUUCAAAUCAUAGCUAUAGCAUUGCCUGCAUUCUGGGGAGUGAAAAUUUUAAGAAUGAAACGAAAUUUUGAGUUCGAUGCAUCUAAUGAAGUGCAUUCAUUUCUGGUAACAUUGUUGGAGGACGGUGUCUUGAUAGGCUGCUCCCUCAACCAUACCGCAGCUGACGGUGAGUCCUUCUGGCACUUCUUCAACUCCUGGUCCGAGCUCAAUGCCGGCCAUGAAACCAUAUUGCGACCGCCAUUGAUGGAGCGAGCCCAGAUCCCCAAGGAGCUCCGCCAAGUCCACUUCCCACUGUCUGAACACCUCAUUGAGAGGCUCAAACUUCCAGCAGUCCGAGAAAGAAUCUUGUGCUUCAGUGCCCAAGCCAUAUCCCGGAUCAAGGCCAAGGCCAACGAGCGCUCGAAGCUGCGGAGGGGUGAGAUCUCGUCGUUGCAGGCACUUGUUGGGCUCAUGUGGCGGACCAUAACAUGGGCCCGGAAGCGCCAGGCCGACCAGAUCACUGCCUGCAAGGUUGCAGCCGGGCUUCGAAAGAGGCUGGACCCAACUUUGCCCCGGGAGUACUUCGUCAGUUGCAUGCUAUUCUUGUCGACGGAGGCCAAGGUGGGUGAGCUGCUUGGGCAGGACAUGGGUUGGGCAGCCCGGGCGCUGCACGAGACCGUGUUGGGGGAAACAGCCAACAUGGGUCGGCAGUGGCUCAUGAACAUACAAUUGUAUGAUGUGAAUGGGUUUGAAUCGAAUGAUGUUAUGGUGGCCAGCUCCCCAUGGUUGGAGAUGUAUGGGAGCGACUUUGGGUGGGGGAAAGGGUUGGCAGUGCUCAGAGGGAGUGCCAAUAAGUUUGAUGGUAGAAUUUCAGUCUUCCUCAGAAAAGGUGAGGGUGGCAGCAUGGAUCUGGAAGUCUGCCUUCUCCCUCAUGUUAUGCCUGCCCUGGAGUUGGAUGAAGAAUUAUUGGAUGCGCUCCUUCCUUCUUAUUGA
This is a messenger RNA of Nymphaea colorata (pocket water lily), 1128 nucleotides long. RefSeq lists its product as uncharacterized. Lineage: Eukaryota; Viridiplantae; Streptophyta; Magnoliopsida; Nymphaeales; Nymphaeaceae. The record is from RefSeq and is a predicted model, not a curated record. The coding region runs from base 1 to 1128 and encodes 375 amino acids. The transcript has 3 exons.